Molecule: messenger RNA, 2141 nt
Organism: Anguilla anguilla (European eel)
Lineage: Eukaryota; Metazoa; Chordata; Actinopteri; Anguilliformes; Anguillidae
Product: transmembrane 4 L6 family member 5
Exons: 6
Coding region: 202-810 (202 amino acids)
Cellular component (GO): membrane
Source: RefSeq, a predicted model, not a curated record
AGUUCCUCAAUCAGUUGUGUGCGCGUCCGGAUACAGCUAUUGCCCUCUCUGUCUUUCUCACACGCACACACAUUCUGUCACAGUAACUGACUCGGUGGGAAUCUGAUCCGUGUGUGCACUGGCUCUCCUGCUCACUGUUGACUUUUGACUUAUUGCGAAGACCCAAGAGCUCUGUGCUGUCUCAUUCAGUCCAUUACUGGGAUGUGCGUAGCUCGCUGCUCCCAUUGUGUAGGCGUGUCCCUGGUUCCCUUGGCGAUACUCUCCAUGGCGGCGAAUGCCCUGUUGCUGUUCCCAAACCUGGAGACUCGUUUCCUGUUGGAAGGUCAUGUGACCCGAGAGGCUACAUGGGGCACAGGCCUCUGGGCAUCUGGUUUUCUGGUGCUCAUGGUGUCCCGAGGGUUCGUGUCCGGUAGCUCAAAGACAGGCUGCUGUGCGUUCAAGGCAGAGAUGCUGUGCCAGGUGGGCUACUCGUUUGUGGCAUUAGUAGCUGCUGGGAUCUGCUUCCUAGUGAGCAGCACAGGACUGUCGGUGGGGCCCCUCUGUCUGCACAACAGUACACAGGGACUCAACUGGGAGGUGCCCCUGGAAAAGCAGUUUAUCAGGGACAGACACUACCUGUUUGAGAGGGAACGGUGGGCGUUGGCCUGUGUGGAGCCGCAGGGGGUGGUCCUGUGGAACGUGGUGCUCUUUUCCCUUCUCAUGGCAACCAGCGGGAUCCAAGUGCUGCUUUGUGCUGCCCACACUUUAAAUGCACUGUUGGGCAUUCUCUGUGGACCCGGGUUCCGCAAUAACAAGGUUGGCCCAGCAUGAAGACUUCAAAAGAACAGGAUGUGAACAUCCUCAAGCAACAAGUGAUCCUGAAUUCUGUCACGAUGGUGAUCAAGAUGUCAUAUUUGUGUCAUAUAGAUGUCAUUAUUUUCUAGUCAAAAGCAGGCAGUGUGUUUGUAUUCAAAACAGAACUCUUUCUAAUGCUAAUUGUAAUUACUGUUGAGCAGAGAAAAUGACUUCUAUUUAAGCUAGAGAAAACUCUCCUCCCUUUCAUUACCAUCAUCACAUUUUCUGAUGGUAAUGACAAUUAUACCAUAAAAUAAAGCAUAGAGUGAUUUAUUUUUAUGGAUCUCGGAGCACUUUUCAAUGCGGGUGCGGGGUAUCCCCUCAUGCGCAAGAGGCAUGGAGGCCAUUUUGAACCAGAUCACACACAAUCCUUUGAAGUGCAAAUAUAGAGAGUUUAUUUAGACUUGGAUGUUAGAUGGCCAGUUCGAUAAAGGCAGAAUGUUACACUUGGCCCGUGCUUACCCUGAGUUUGAGUAGAACAGAGAAUCACGACCCCUCGUGGCCUACCUUCACUGCUUUUUGUUAAAUACACCCCUUUAAAUAGUUAGCGCUGAGAUAUUUGUGGAAGCCCAAACAGGCAUGCCCUGCGAUGAAAAAAAAACAAUGAAAGUGGCAGAUCUCCCUUUUCAAAGAUUGCUCUGCCCUGAAGACCACAGGAAAGUAGAAGAAGAUCGGUGGAUACAUUCACAAGAGCAAAAGACCAGAGAUGAGAAACAAGGACAAGCUACAUGAAGUGGACUGCAGGGAGAGCCCUCGUGGAAACGGGCAAAAAAGUCAGCAAAGAGGAACAGUGCCUGGCACUGGUGAUGUGUUUUUAAAUGCGGGAGCAUGGUGAGCCAGUAUACCUCUGAGUCCAACAGCAUAACCGAGGGACUGUAGAGCACAGGCAGACUUGCUCCCAGAUACUGCCUGGACUCGGGGCCAUUUUCUUCUGGAGUUUUCCUUUCUUUUCACUUUUUGUCGCAUUUAGAAACCUGGUGAAAUCCAGUAGAAACAUGAUAUCACCCUACAUUUUUAUUUGGUAUAACUAGAAAACAAAAGGCCAGAGAUUAUUUAAACUGGAAUUGUAUUUUUAAAGCAGGGGGGUAUUUAAACAGGCACGAGAAUAAUGCACUAGUUAGCGAAAUUCACAGUGGUAGUAGCCAAAUAUGCUCAACUGUCUUAACUGUGAUGUUCUAUAUUUUCUGUUGUAUAUGUUCUAUAACUUCAACCUUGUUAUUAUGCUACCUCUCAUGGAAUUCCACCUGCAUUCGCUGUAAUUUAUUCUGCUAUUACUGGAUAUAAAAAUAAAUUGCUAUUUAUUUUUA